AUGAUGACAAGGACGGUGAUCACAGCGUACCAUGGGCUCAUCCCCACCUGCCUCCCUCCUCUCCUUCUCCUGCACUUGAUGCAUGCUCGAGGUACGCGGUUCCCGCAGACUAGACCGUAUCACACUGACCCCUUGCUCUCAGCUCUGGGCCCCUCCGACCGCGACGCUGGAAGCUGCAGAGAGCUGGAGAGGAGGGGCCUGACCCAGCUGGACGCGGCAGAGACUGAGAGAUGGCUGCGGUGCCACCAUGUCGGGGAGGAGGCGGUCCAGGCCAUGGGAGGAAGCAACGUGACGGGAGCAGAGCUCGUGGGGAUGUCGAGGAGCGAGCUGGGAGAGGUGAUGGGGAUGAGCGCGGUGCAGGCGUGGAGGCUGAGGAAGCUAGCGAUGCAAGGUGAGCGCGAGGCAGGGGAGGAGCAGAUCUUGAAAGCGAUGACAUGCAAGGAGCAGGGGAGGUCUUGGGUGAAGUGCGAGCAGCACCAAGGGAUCAACAGCUGCUUAUCCCAUCGUGUCUGCCUGGACGUGACGGCGAGAACGUUGGAGUACUUCGGCAGCAGCUCGCACGAAGCGUCUUUCGAAACCUAUAUCGCAGCCAAGUAUCCUCCUUACUCGACUAACGAGGAUGUGCUGCAUGUGGAGCGAUCGCCUGGGGAAUGCGAGGGCUGUGAGUUCUUGCCCGGGACGUUCGCACUGGUAGGAAGGUACUACCCGCCCAACAGAGCACACGUGCUGGGAGAUGAGGUGUGGGCGCUGUUCCAGGCGUUGAGCAUCUGGGGGAUGGAGGAGGAGUACAGGGAGGUACAGAUCGUCCUGUGGGAGGAGGGGCGCAACGCGGAUGUGUUCGAGCUCGUCAACCCCCGGCCCGUGUGGACGACAGGGACGCUACUCAACGAGCACGGGAACUAUGUCUGCAUGGAGUCGCUUGUCUUCGGGCUCGCGCACCUCGGGUACGCUUUAGGGCAUGCGUGCGAGCUGGGGCGGAGCUUGCGGUGCCGGCCCGCGUACCUAGCUCCUUUCCAGCAGAACGUGGUGCGGUUUCGACGACUGGCUCUGGAGCUGCACUCGAUCCGGGAGAAGAUGCCGCCUCAGCGCGCUCAGGUGGUGGUGAUGCGCAAGGGCAGGAGGGCCCUCAACUCCAUCCGCAUCGUCAACACGGAGGAGGUGGCGGCGGCACUCGGAGAGCUGGAGGUGACGGUGCUGUCAGCGGACUGGUCGACGAUGAGGAGCAAGGAGCAGCUGGCGGUGAUGUCGGGGACCGACGUGCUCUUCUCCCUGCCCGGCAGCGACGUCAUGAACGCCAUCUGGAUGCCGUUGGACCGCUCGCUCGUCACGCCCUGCCGCAUCUUCGCCGACGGAGCGGUGGAGCAUGGGAACGAGGCGGAGAUCUGGUUCGGGUACCUGCACAACGUGACGCGAUGGUGCGACUUCAACAGGACGCGCGACGUGACGUCGUACAAGCAGUCGAGCUACAUGACCGUGCCGGUGGACGUGAUGAGGAGGCUGGUCGAGGAGCAGCUGAGGAGGCUGAGAGAGAAGGGAUACGUGCAGUGA
Messenger RNA from Guillardia theta CCMP2712, 1548 nucleotides. RefSeq lists its product as hypothetical. Gene Ontology annotation, molecular function: glycosyltransferase activity. The transcript has 4 exons. The record is from RefSeq and is a predicted model, not a curated record. Bases 1 to 1548 code for a protein of 515 amino acids. Lineage: Eukaryota; Cryptophyceae; Pyrenomonadales; Geminigeraceae.